Echinococcus granulosus is the source of this 648-nucleotide messenger RNA. RefSeq names its product TATA box-binding protein-like protein 2. Lineage: Eukaryota; Metazoa; Platyhelminthes; Cestoda; Cyclophyllidea; Taeniidae. The record is from RefSeq and is a predicted model, not a curated record. Gene Ontology annotation, biological process: DNA-templated transcription initiation. The transcript has 5 exons. Bases 1 to 648 code for a protein of 215 amino acids. Gene Ontology annotation, molecular function: DNA binding; RNA polymerase II general transcription initiation factor activity.
AUGGAUAGCACGGUGCCUGCCUCGAGUUCAAAAGGUGGGGAGCCUGCUCCUCUCCUUAUUCACAAAUUUGUCCCCUCGCGUCCCAAAGUUGAAUUACUCGAAGGUCUUCCAGAACCGAUCAUAUAUAACGUUGUUUCAUCGGUGGACCUGGCUUGUCCGAUUGAGUUAAGGAAAGUUGUUAUGUACAUCAGAAAUGCCGAAUAUAAUCCGAGGCGUUUCACUGGAUGCGUCAUCAGACUUCGAGAACCGCGCGUAACUUGUCUGCUUUUUAGUACUGGAAAAAUGGUUACUACGGGCGGCAAAUCAGAAGAAUCAAACAAUUUGGGCGCUAGGAAAUGUGCUCGUGUGAUACAAAAGCUGGGUUUUCCUGUACAGUUCAAUAAUUUUCGAAUACAAAACGUGGUUGGAAUAGUCGAUCUGAAGUUCCCCAUUCGUCUUGAAGGUCUGCUUAUGGCCAAUGAACAAAUGUCCCAGUAUGAGCCAGAAAUUUUCCCUGGUCUUAUUUAUCGGAUCAUUAAUCCAAAAUUGGUAUUCCUAAUCUUCGUAAAUGGGAAAGUUAUCAUAACCGGUGCGAAAUCAGUGGAAUUGGUUUACGAGGCUUUGAACAAAGUAUACCCAGUUUUGAGGAACUUUAGGAAGAUGGCUUGA